CACACACAGGCAAAAAGUUGGACCCCACCCCUCUCUACAUAUAUAAUUUGUGCCUCCCUCCCUUUCUCUUCUUUUUCCACCUCUUUGCUCUCUCUCUGUCUGAGAUCUAAAUUGACAGUUGGUAGAACCAAACACAAGAUAAGGCAACAAAAUAUAACAGAACACAGCCGCCAACCGGAGCCCAGAAUGGAGAGAUCAGCCUACGUGAGGACGUUUAUCCUGCUGGUGUCCAUCGCUGCUGCACACGGCUUCAUCACGUUUGAACAAGACGGUGAAACCGUUGAUCUUGUCUUCGCCUGGAGGCCCAACGUGGACUACACUGUGUUGUACAGGGUUUCUGAAAACGAAGAUCUACUGCUGGCCAACUGCUCAGAGACAUACAGCCCACAGCCUGACACCGGCUACAUCAUCACAUGUAGCCCAGAGUACAUGGGGUACUAUGGCCCACAAUACACCUUCCCCGGCAGCCUCUCCCAGACGGGCCACUACAGGCUGGAAAGGUGGACGUCAGGGAAUAACACUCCGUCCCACCAACCCUUCUAUAUGGUCGUCUGUGCACAGAAGAUGGUUUAUCUUCUAAAAACCAGACGUCUACUCAUUCCUGUGUCAAGUGAGAGUGUGUCAGAUGUGAGCAGCGUGGAGCUGUGUAGGCUGAACGUGACCCUGGGCAACGGCACUACUCUCAGGGUGUACAGGGACGGCGACAGUUCUCUGGUGCUGGACACCAGUUCCUCUCUGGAGCCGCUGGUGGAGGAUCUGAAGGGCAGCCUGCAGCUGGACCUCAACAGCUCUCGAGUCAUCCUGCAUGGGAUGUCUGGUGAGGAGUUCCACUGCUCAAUUUGGAGAGAGGACCAGUGCCUGAGUUACAGUGAAGUACGAGCAGAACAUUAUGGACACGUCUUCACACACGAGGGAAAGAACGUGACCCUUCCCUGCACUUCAACAACUACGGCCACCAACCCACACUGGACCACACCCACAGCGGGUGUCAUAGUGAAUCAGACCCACCCACAGGAAGGGAUGCAUAUGCUGAAUGGCAGCCAGUCUGGGAACUACUCCCUCUUCAUCCUCACUGUGUCCAAACAGCACUCUGGGCGGUAUUCAUGUCAGGCCUCAUCUUCCAUAUUCACCUCUAUACAACUGUCUGUGUUUGCACAAUCAAGCCCAUCCUCACAUUUGAUGUUUUCUCACAGGGAAAGUGUCUCUAUAGCCGUGCCCUUUACUUUGGAAGACACUGAUGAUCAUGAGCUGUCCGUCUCCUGGUACGGCAAAACAGACCUGCAGUCAGAGGAAGACCUUCUAUACUCAAGUAUUGGCUUUGUGCAGAUGCCAGGGUGGUUGAGGGGUAGAGUGAGUGUGAACAGUCACAAUUACACCCUGACCAUCUCCAACCUCACAGCAGAGGACAGGGUGGUGUUCAUAUGGAGAAAGUUUAAUUUCCCAUCUGGCAUCAAGUGUUAUUGUACAGAGGGCAGUAUCCACCUUGUGUACAAGGAUCCGUUUGGGGUGGGCUCUCCGUUCUACUGGGCGUACAGUCCACUGCUGUGCGCUGUGCUGCUGGGGCUGGUGGCUGCUGUGGUCUGGGUCAACAUGAGGAGCAGGAAAAGAGAGCCGACCUCUGGACCUCAGAGCAGAGAGGGGCAGCAGAGUGGAGAUGAAGACCUCUAUGAUGACGUGGAGGUGGCUGAAGACGGUGUCUGAAGUUAACACAUUUCUAUCAGUAAAAAAAAGUAGAGGGCUGGAGGGCUGCGGCGUUCAAGUGGUAUCUUUUCUUUAAAUCAUCGAGCUUUGUAAUGUCUAUUUGUUUUUCUUUCCAGUAAUGAGAUACUCUUUAUGUAUUUAAAAUUUUUAAGACUGCCACUGGCAGAUUUCUAUUGUUGUGGUUGUUUGUAUGUACCUUGCAGCUCUGCAGGAGCAGACUCCGCCUACGUCACCUUGAGUCAAUCAGCUGAUUGAUUAGUGUGUUUGAGACUCUUGUGUGCUACACUGCUUGAUUCACCUUGUGCCCUGAUGAAGGCCCUGUAGCGGGCCAAAACAUGUUGGCAGUGGCAGUAUUUUUAAUUAUUUAAGUUCAAACAUGAACUAGCCUUUAUAAUAAAGCGAUUUUAUCUAAGAAGAGUGCCUUGGCGUCCUGCCUUUUUUUUGACAUUUCUAUCAGUCUGCUGUGUGUGAAUGUGCAACCCCUCGAGUGACAUUGUAAUUUUGAAACGCUUAUGUGGGCCCUAUAAAUAACUAUAAGUCGGCCCUGCCGUGGCCUAGCAGUAGGGCACUGGGUCACUACGCCAGCGAACUGGGUUUAAUUCCGGACCGGGUCAUUUGACGAUCCUUCCCCGUCUCUCUCCCCCCACUCAUUUCCUGUCUCUCCUCCACUGCCCUAUCAAAAAUAAAGACAAAAAGCCCUAAAAAAUAAUAAAUAAAUAAAUACAAAUAAAUAAAUAAAUAAAUAACUGUAAGUCAUUUUGGAUAAAUGCAUAAGCUAAGUGUAAUUUAGUGUAAAGUAAUGUAAUGUAAUGGUCAUUUGAUCAGAGGGUUGCAGGUUCAGAUCCAGCCAAUACCUCUGCCUAGACCUACA
Engraulis encrasicolus (European anchovy) is the source of this 2572-nucleotide messenger RNA. RefSeq lists its product as uncharacterized. Lineage: Eukaryota; Metazoa; Chordata; Actinopteri; Clupeiformes; Engraulidae. The transcript is spliced from 2 exons. The coding region runs from base 187 to 1701 and encodes 504 amino acids. The record is from RefSeq and is a predicted model, not a curated record.